Aplysia californica (California sea hare) is the source of this 1246-nucleotide messenger RNA. RefSeq names its product wiskott-Aldrich syndrome protein family member 2. Lineage: Eukaryota; Metazoa; Mollusca; Gastropoda; Aplysiida; Aplysiidae. The record is from RefSeq and is a predicted model, not a curated record. The transcript is spliced from 6 exons. The coding region runs from base 239 to 739 and encodes 166 amino acids.
AACGAAGUAGCUGCACCUGUGGACAUCUCCCGCAGACGGUCUCGCGAUCCCCUCCGGAGAAGAGCUGCUGUAGCCUAUUCCUGCCUGCUCGCAGCCUUCCUUACCUGCUGUCCACGACGAGACUGGAACGAGGGACAAGACGUGAGAAGCCGAGGGCAGUGAAGUAGUUCGCCACCAGCUGACAACUUCGGACUGUAAACAUCUCCCUGAGCCGUAUCACCAACCACACACAUUCACAAUGGCUUUCAGAAGAACAAGUUCACAGAUCUGUAUCGUGCUGGCCACGUUAUGCAGUUUGGUGUAUUCACAGACCUAUCCAAAUCUUUUCACCAACCUUCUUGCCUCUCAGCCAUCAGGCGGCAGCUUGGAUCCCUCCCUGAACGCCGGCAUGCCACCCCCUGCUCCCGCAGGCACCCCUGACCUCUCGAGUCUGCUCACACAGAGUAACCCGACGAGCCAGCCAAGGAGUAACCCUUUGGUGCCCACCAACACAGGCUUCGCUACCGGCUUGCCCAACGCUCUGCCCCCUAACCCAAGCUACCCAACGUUGUCAAGCCCUCAAACUGGAUACCCCAACAUGCCCGCCCCUCUGCCGCCACCUAAUCCCCUACAGAGAAUAUUUCCAUACCUAUUGAUGUCUGGCCGUGACAUUAACCCGCUCUCGAUGCUGUUCAUGGGCCGUGGCUCACCGCUGAUGCAGAGCCCACUCUUAAUGUGGAGCUUUCUGAACAACAUGUAAAAAAACCCAACCUAGCAAUAACAACGAAACAGACAUACCAAUAAAAAAUCAACAUUUGUUGCAAACAGAAGUUUUCGGAGAGAAGUACAUUUUUUUAAUCAAGUCGACGUUUUGGUGGGAGUUUAUUAAUUUUUUUUUUACGAAACAGAUUGUGAUGUAUAAUUGUGACUUAUUGCCUUACUUUGAAAACACAUUUAAUGUGGCUUUGAUUUAUGGAUAGUUUCGAAAUUGUUGGUGUUGAUUACCACCAAUUAACUGGCGUCGUGUAUCAUUUUGGAAACUACCUCAGUACUUCUGAAUGACGCAAACGAUUGAUAAAUCCUGUGAACCUUACGGCCAGUGUUAUCGACUCUGCUGCUAGGAAGGAACGUAAGGAGCAACGAUUAAAUCAGUAAUGAAUACUGGUUUUAUCUGACAGGUGUCUUUGAGUGUGAACACUUUACUUAUAAAAGAUGCUAAUUUGUUCUUAUAUUUCUGUUACAAUAAAUUAUAUUACGGCUACACUCA